This is a messenger RNA of Corylus avellana, 562 nucleotides long. Its product is annotated as ethylene-responsive transcription factor 14. NCBI's taxonomy places the organism in Eukaryota, Viridiplantae, Streptophyta, Magnoliopsida, Fagales, Betulaceae. The record is from RefSeq and is a predicted model, not a curated record. Gene Ontology annotation, molecular function: DNA-binding transcription factor activity; DNA binding. Gene Ontology annotation, biological process: regulation of DNA-templated transcription; ethylene-activated signaling pathway.
UAGUAUAAAUGCUAGCUAGGGUGAACAUAGAGUUGUCCCAUAGUUGAUAGUAAGCAUGGAGGGAGAGGCGAAGGGAGAGGCAAAGGGAGUGGCAAAGGGAGAGGCGAAAGAAGGUGGAGAAAAAGAGGUCCGGUACCGGGGAGUGAGAAGGCGGCCGUGGGGGAAAUAUGCGGCGGAGAUUCGUGACUCAACGACGCGUGGAGAGCGGACGUGGCUGGGGACUUUUAACAAGGCAGAAGAUGCUGCUCGGGCUUAUGAUCGAGCUGCCUUUGCGAUGAGGGGAAACAAGGCCACUCUCAACUUCCCAAAUGAACAUCUGUCACCACCCAAUGUUGACUUUCCCCCUCCUUCAUCUGCUCUGUCAUCAUCUUCUUCGCAGGUGGAUGGAAAUAGGUCUUCUGAGACUGGGAAAGAAGAAAUCAAAGCAAAGGAGAAGUAGUACUGAGACUUGCUUUGUGUGGACCUUCAAAUCUUCAUCCUGUCCAAACUUGACACUUGUCCCAUUGUAACAACAACCAACCAUGGAAGAAAAGGCCAAAGAAGGUGGAGAAAAAGAAGUCCG